AUGGCAUCUCUUUCGUUGCCACCGCCGAAGCAUUCGAAUAAUUCAGCGUUUCAAUUCGGCAAACCAGCAGCAGUAGCCGAAGAAGAAGAAGAAGAAGAAACCGAGACAGCCAUUGUCUUCACCGGGUCCAAUGAACCAGCACCAGCACCAGCUGCUCCUUCCAAACCCAAGAAACCCCUUCGUGCUCCCUGCUAUGAAGAACGGUGUCUAGCAGCUGCUGAAAUUGCCAAAAUGACGCCCGAAGAAAGAAAAAGCAAUCCUCGCAAACUCUUUGUUCCUCGUGCUCUGGAGGAUUUUGAUGAUGGGGGUGCCUUUCCCGAAAUUCAUGUCGCUCAAUAUCCCCGUCACAUGGGCAAUCCGCAUUUGCGCAAAAAGGGGGCAUCCGUAAAUGGCUUUCAAACUAGAUCUAGAGCUAUUGUCAAUGUGGAAGUGGAUAAGGAUGGGGAGAUCUCGUACGAUGCCAUUGUCAAGGGAGGAACGAAUGCAGGAAAAAAGGUGUUCUCCCGAUACGAAGAUUUGCGUGGAGGGGAAGGCAAGGCAGAGGACCUCGCACUACCAACCGAAGAUGAAGAAAAGGAAGCUACUGACAAGACUCAGGCUGCCUUGCAAAAAUUAUUGGCCAGCAAAACUGCCUUGAACAAUCCUUCCGGUUCUGCCAUGGUCAAUGCGGAAACCUCCAAGAAUAUGGAAGCCAAGACGAAGUUCAUCAAGUACACCCCCCGACCGGACGCUCCUGGAUACAAUCCUGCUGCUGCUCAACGUGUCAUUCAAAUGGUCCCCAAACAAGUCGACCCCAUGCAGCCUCCCAAGCACAAGCACGUCAAGGCACCAAGAGGACCAGCCGAAGAUCCUGUUCCCGUCUUGCAUGCACCGCCCAAGAAACUCACCAAAGAAGAACGCGACAAGUGGAAUGUUCCCGCUUGUAUUAGUAACUGGAAGAAUAGUCGUGGGUAUACGAUUCCGCUGGACAAGCGAUUGGCCGCCGAUGGUCGUGGAUUGCGAGAGCACACGAUCAAUCCCAAUUUUGCCACUCUUUCCGAGAGUUUGUACGUGGCCGAAGGACAGGCACGGCAAGAAGUCCGUUUGCGAGCCCAAGUCCAAAAGAAAUUGGCCAUGCAAGAACGAGACAAACGAGAAGAAGAAUUGCGAGAAUUGGCCAAUCAAGCAAGAUUGGAACGCAGUGGAUUGGCUGCUGAGCAAACCGCCGAAUCCAUUGAUCAUCCACCCACCCCGGAAGACAGUGAGGAGGACGAGGAGGAAGAAAGCGCACCUCGCAAUCGAGCCGAGGAGACUGAAGAGGAAAAAGCUGCCAGACAACGAGAAAAGCUCCGACUGGAACGAAGGAAGGAAAGAGAACGUGAAUUGCGACAGGAAAACAACAUGGAAAUCAAAAAGCGCAAGCUGGAAGCCGAUCGCGACGUUUCCGAGAAGAUUGCUUUGGGAGUCCAUACGGGUACUGGUGGUGCCGGAGAAGUUGAUUCUCGUUUGUACAGUCAAUCGGCCGGAAUGGACUCUGGGUUUGGAGCUGACGAUGAGUACAAUGCCUACAGCAAGCCCCUCUUUGAUCGCCAAGCUGCUGCCUCAUCGGGUUCUAUCUACAGGCCCACACGGGGAGAGACUGAAUACAAUGCCGAUGAAUCGUAUGACAAGUUGGUCAAGGGCGGUACUUCCAAAUUUCAACCGUCCAAGGGAUUUGCCGGAGCCGAAGGUGGUGCUGACAUUCGUGCUGGGCCACGGUCAGCACCUGUGCAAUUUGAAAAGGGAAAGAAGUGA
Cylindrotheca closterium is the source of this 1773-nucleotide messenger RNA. The record is from the annotation of a GenBank genome assembly. NCBI's taxonomy places the organism in Eukaryota, Bacillariophyta, Bacillariophyceae, Bacillariales, Bacillariaceae.